Molecule: messenger RNA, 3198 nt
Organism: Haliotis rufescens (red abalone)
Lineage: Eukaryota; Metazoa; Mollusca; Gastropoda; Lepetellida; Haliotidae
Product: solute carrier family 49 member 4 homolog
Exons: 11
Coding region: 381-1973 (530 amino acids)
Biological process (GO): transmembrane transport
Cellular component (GO): membrane; intracellular membrane-bounded organelle
Molecular function (GO): transmembrane transporter activity
Source: RefSeq, a predicted model, not a curated record
CUCCACGUGUGAAAUCAGGGAAAUCAUUCGUGACCAUGUUCUGUCAUCCAGUGGUAGCGAUCGACGAUGACCGUUUGACCCCUGGUCGUUGUUGCGUGGAGUCCUGCUGACCCCCUGCCCACCCGGCCGGUCAGACAUGUUCAUUAUUUAGUUGUGUGAGAGGUCGUGAGCUUCAGCGCCAUGUUUGACUGCUUUGACAACGUCCGAAUAAAAAGUUGAAUAUUCUGGAAGGGGCUUCUCGUACGCAAAUUGGAUGAGGUAAAUGACUGUGUUUACCUAUUACACUGAAUAGCUAGCUUGGACACUCAAUAGAUGCUCCCGAUUCAAGCCGCAUGAGAAGACAGACAGAUUGGUAUUCAUAACCAGUUCUGUUAAGCAAAAUGGAGGACGUGGAAUAUGUUGAUGGCCAUCUACCCCCCUCAGAAGAAAACAGGGUACGCAGAGCACAUAAAAUCUCCAACGCAUCCCCGAAGGCAUUAGAUGAAGACACUCCUUUGUUGGACUACAGGGGGAGCAUUAAGUCCUACAAGAGCCGGUGGUAUGUUCUGGUGGUGUUCUCGUAUGCGGCUCUACUUCAGACAGGAUCGUGGAACACUUUCGGACCUAUUGCUCAGUCAGCUAAGGCUGUGUUCGGGUGGACGGAUGCCAAUAUAGGCAUGUUGAACAACUGGGGGAAUAUUAUGAACGUUGUGUUCAUGUUUCCGAUGGCCUGGUUGUUGGAUGUCAAAGGACUGCGGAUAUCAAUGCUGUUGUGCGCUGUGCUGAUGGUGUUUCUCACGGCCAUAAGAUGCAUAACGAGUGAAGCAGUAGCAGCGACAUGGUUAAUAAAUAUCGCCGCUAUUGUGAAUGGUGUGGCUGGCACUGUGCCAUCCGCCGGCCCCGCCCUCCUCUCUGCCACGUGGUUUCCCCCAAAAGAGAGGGCCACAGCUACAGCCGUGUCAUCUGUCUCAGGCAUCCUCGGCAUAUCUAUCGGCUUCAUCAUUGGGCCGCUCUUGGUGCCGCAACCAGAAGAACAAUCCUUGAACAUGACGGACACACUACACAUGAAUUCGUCAAGUCAGGGGAAAUCCAAUGCAUUCAACGUGACGACAUCACCCGCUAACCUGUCCGAGAUGAGAAGCGGCAUCAUGAGACUCAUUGUAACUCUGUGUGUCGUGUUUUAUGCUUCUACUGACAAUAUUAUCUCUGUAUUCCACGUGUUAACUGUGCUGUGUACAGAAUGUGGAGCUUGUGUGCUGCUGCUGUUCCUGGUGGUGGUGUACUUCCCCGCCAAGCCCCCCUCUCCCCCAAGCCUCACAGCGUCUAUGGAGAGGACAAGCUACCUACAGGGGCUCAAGGGACUAUUCACACAUAAACGCUUCCUGGUGAUCAUGGUGGCCUUCAGUGUCCCGACGGGAGUUUUUAACGUGUUUGGAGCUGUACUGGAUGUGGUAUUGGACGGUAUCGGAAUAACGCAGUACCAUGCCGGUUGGAUUGGGUUUUAUGCCACGACAGGUGCUUGUGUAGUGGCACUACUGAUGUCCAGGAUUGUUGAUCUGUUUCUACGUCACAUGAAGAUGCUGCUGUUGGUCCUAUUCGUCUUGGCAACAACCGCCACACUCUGGUUUGUCCUGCUGCGUCUGUCCUUCAUCCCCUUCAGUAUGGUGUCACUGUACAUCUCCUGCAUCUUGAUGGGGGUCUUCAUCAGUGGUGGUACCCCGCUGUUCUACGAGCUUGGUUGUGAGGCGUCAUACCCUAUAGCCGAGGGAGUGACAGUCGGUGUUCUCACACUUGCCAACAACCUGACUGGUGUCAUCUUUUUGUCUGUGCUGCAGAUCCCAAAAAUAGGUGUUGUGUGGAUGCCCUGGUGCAUCCUGGGAUCUGUAGCAGCUACAAUACCCCUACUCCUGUUGUUCACAGAGAACUACACCAGGACUGACAUCGACACACAGACGAUCACAGUUCCAGAGCCAGAAAAGGGUGGUUCUGCUUAAUCAAAACAAACAAGAAACUUGGUUGAUGGUAAACAUCACACACGCUGACACCGCAGAUUGUGUAUCAAAAUACUCCUUUGACAGGGGAAUCGGUGCCUAAUCUAAAUGGAGACCUAGGUACUGGUAUUACUGCCCAUGGUAUAGGGAGUUUAUCUUGACUUGUUAAUGAAUCUAGCUAUCUGAUUGACCAGUGGACACUAGGCUGGUGGGCUUCAGCGAAAAUAAUGACAUCCUAUUGUUUGAAGCGACGUCAUUUGCUUCUUACGUUGCAUCUGUUCGCACCUACCUAAAUACCUAACUGAAAGUCCGAUGUUGGUAACAAUACAGAUCAAAGCGUCAAAAAUGUUAUCACAAUAAGUCUUGUGAAGACAUAAGGUUAAUAUCGAUACAUGAGUGAGUUGUGUGAUUUACGUUAUUUUACGAGUUUUUGUAUAUUGGUGUGAUUGUGUCUAAGAAAUGUGUAAUGUACAUACAACAUGUACAGAUACAUUAGUGCUUUGUUGAUUUUAACAAGCAUUAUUAUCAAGACGGAGAAUAUCAUUCCAUCGGUCUUAGCGCUAGUUCAUUAGCUACGCUAAUAAAAACAGGGAUGCUAUUCCGGAAACCAGGGCCCCGUUCCUCAAAGCGAUCUUAUAAUUAGAGCUAAGAUGAUCGUAAGCCUUUGUUAAAGUAUGGGACUUACGAUCACCUUAGCGCUAAGAUUGCUUUUAAGGAACGGGGCCCAGGUCUUGGUAUUUAAAGAGUCGUUUAGCAAUAUUAUUGUAUCACGCGCUUGUGUUAAUUAAUCACAGUUUGGGUUUAAUGUCACUUUGAAAAGUAUUCAGUCAUCCCACAACGUGUCAGUUGGAUGUGGAAGGAAUAUACAGAUUUAAUAUAUAUACAUCCCUACAUGUGCACAUACACACAAAAGUGUAAGCUGUAAUCAGAGACCAUAUAAUAGGUCUAUUAUAUGGUCUCUGCUGUAAUAUUAUUCAAUGUGGCCAUGCGUUCACCAUGCAUGGGUUAACAAAAUACACUCAUAACAUGUGAAGAUAAUUGUAUUGUAGGCUUGUAAAUAAAACAAUAUGUAGUGAGUACUGAUGCAAUACAAGACAAAUUUAUUUUAAGUAAUUCAUUAUGUGACAAGCUACACUACUGCCUAGAAGUUCAUUCCCCUUUCACGCAUGGGCAACGCGUUACGCAACCCGUGUGCACCCCGUUGGUCACUCGUGUGGAACCCGUACGC